Carassius auratus (goldfish) is the source of this 647-nucleotide messenger RNA. RefSeq lists its product as uncharacterized. Lineage: Eukaryota; Metazoa; Chordata; Actinopteri; Cypriniformes; Cyprinidae. The transcript has 2 exons. The record is from RefSeq and is a predicted model, not a curated record. The coding region runs from base 30 to 647 and encodes 205 amino acids.
AUACAGACACAGUGAAGUUAGUGUCAGUGAUGGCGGGAGAUCAAGUCACUCUACAAAUUAAUGUAACUGAAAUACAGACAGAUGAUGAUAUAAUGUGGACAUUUGGAACUAACAGGAAUCUAAUAGCUAAAAUCAGUGGAGAGACCAGAGACACCGUGGAUCUUCCUGAUGGGAGAUUCAGAGACAGACUGAAGCUGGAUCAUCAGACUGGAUCUCUGACCAUCACAAACACCAGAACUGAACAUGCUGGAAUUUAUGAAGUUGAGAUCAGCAGAAGGAGCUCAGAGACUAAAAUCAGAUUCAGUGUUACUGUCUAUGGUGUCUUUGGUCUGGAUGCAGUGAAGUCAGUGAUGGAGGGAGAUUUAGUCGCUCUACAGAUUAAUGUAACUGAAAUACAGACAGAUGAUGAGAUAACAUGGACAUUUGGAACUAACAGGAAUCUAAUAGCUAAAAUCAGUGGAGAGACCAGAGACACCGUGGAUCUUCCUGAUGGGAGAUUCAGAGACAGACUGAAGCUGGAUCAUCAGACUGGAUCUCUGACCAUCACAAACACCAGAACUGAACAUGCUGGAAUUUAUGAAGUUGAGAUCAGCAGAAGGAGCUCAGAGACUAAAAUCAGAUUCAAUGUUACUGUCUAUGGUGAGUAG